AUGGACUCAGAAUUGCCUAAACGAUUAUGCAAAGAAGGAACAGAACCACAAGUGGAGAAGAUUAACAAAUGUUCGAAAUUGUCGAUCCUCAAGGUUUUGAAGGCUCAUAUGGAAACUGAGUUGAACGAUGUUAAGAAGGAUCCCAUUUUUGCUCAUAUCCUUGCGAUAUACGAGAAUCGUUUGGGAUUUUCAAGGACAUUGAUUCACAGCUUCAUGUGUAGGCAGCUUCUUACAUACAAAAACAUGAACUCUGGUUUGUGUUUGCUAGGAGGCCGUUGCGUUUUUCUUUGCAAGAGUUCCAUGCGGUCACCGGCCUCAAGUGACGACGAUGGCAACAACGAAGUUGAGAAAUGGGAUGAUGAUGGAGGUUUUUGGAGUAAGUUGCUAAAGAAAAAAGGGAAGAUUUCGAUGACAAUGAUAAGGGAGAGGCAUGUACUACAGGCUCACAAGUGGACUCGAGUGGACAGAUUGACACUGGUAUAUGUAUCUGUUAUUGCUGGUGUGUUGUUGGCAGUAGAUGAGAAGACUGCUAUAUCACAUGAUUACAUCAAACUCGUAAUGGAUUUUGAGAAGCUAAGAGCUUAUCCAUGGGGUCUUCACUCUUUCGAUCAUUUAGUCAACGGGGUCGUCAAAGCAAGGGCAGAUUUAUGGAAGCCUAAGAGCUACGUUUUGGAAGGAUUCUCAUAUGCUCUACAGAUUUGGAUUAUGGAGGCUAUUCCAGACUUAGGAGUCUCGUUGGGGAAGAAGCUGAAUGAGAUUUCCAUUGUAACUCCUCGGUGUUCUAACUGA
This is a messenger RNA of Microthlaspi erraticum, 789 nucleotides long. The record is from the annotation of a GenBank genome assembly. NCBI's taxonomy places the organism in Eukaryota, Viridiplantae, Streptophyta, Magnoliopsida, Brassicales, Brassicaceae.